AUGUCUUCUACAGACACUCCUAGCCCUGCUGAGGCUGCUAGCAGAUCUCAGUCAAUGGCAAUCUCUAAUCCACCUGGACCCUCAGGCCCACUACAGGGCCAGAAGAGCCUAUUUCGAAUCCCCAUGUACAAGCCCACAGGCACUAGAUCCUCUAGCACUGGUGAGCAUCCUACCAAACGAGAGUUUCGUGCGCGGCGGUCACAUCGGAAGUCCCGGGCUGGGUGUUUAGUCUGCAAGACCCGGCGAGUCAAGGCAUGUUGUUUUGUCCCCGCGGUUACGAAAACAGGCCCGCAUCCGUGUGACGAAGCGAAACCCCACUGUCUGCGGUGUCAGAAACAUGGGGUCGAGUGUGUGUAUACGGCGCCUGGGGAUUCUACAGGUGGCGAGGGAGGUGCUGCUCUCUUGGCGCAAACGAAGCCGGGGUUCGCAUCGCCAGAUUCAAGGGCCUACUCCAUGCAUCUUCUGGAAGUCUCGGAGAAGAUAGAUGAGCUGCUGGGAUUGGGCUCGAAGAAGCGUCAACUACCCGGUACCGUCGGGGCUUUGCAUCAUUUCCACAAUGUGACUACACCUACCGUUGGCGCGCCACGUACGCAGGAGCUGCUGAGGCAGGAAGUGGCCGAGCUAGCUUUUAGUGUUAGUGCGAAACGAGUCUCCAUUGUAGCGAAGCAGCUGACACGUCAGACUCAGACGCCGUUUGUCAUGCAUACCCUCAUCGCAGUAGCGACGUCGCAUCUCAGCCAUGCUGUCCCAGACAAUACCGCCUACAAGUUGGCCGAGGCUUAUCAUUGGCAACGGGCCAUCGGCCAGUACUCCAAGGAGCUGGCCUCGGGUGUCGGACCCCAUAACAUGGACUCUCUAUUCUCCACAUGUCUGCUCAUGACGGUCAACUCGUUCGCGCUGGACGAGUACAACCCCCGGAAAUCGUUCGUGUUCUCUGACGAUCCCGGAGCCCUCAGCUGGCUUAUUCUGCAAGGCGGUCUGCGCCACCUCCUCGGCCUCACCAGGCCCUGGCUGUGCAUCAGCAUGUGGCUGGGCGUAUUCAUGGACAACGUUGAGGAAAGUAAGGUCUUCGACGACCAUCGGCCGGGGCGGGCAGGUCUGCACCCAGCGCUGGCGGAUAUCUGCGGGAUCGAAGAUACAACCACCGAGGAGUCGAAUCCGUACCUGUGGCCGCUGCGCAUGCUUACCGCGUUGCUCGCGGCGGAGCGGUCGAUGAAGAGUUUCUCCAUGUAUACGACUUUCAUGGGUCGUCUGUUGCCCAUUUUCUGGGACCGGUUGGCGAACAAGGACCCGCCCGCAUUGGUUAUCCUCGGUUGGUGGCUGGCGCUGCUGGAUUCCAUUGGGCUCUGGUGGGCGCAGACCCGGGUGCGCUCAGAGUGUGCGGCUAUUUGCAUGUAUCUGGAGGAUAGCGAGGACGCGCGGGUUCUGAGGCUGCUGGAGUUUCCCGCGGGGGUUGCUGGGUACCUGCUGAAGCAUGUGCAGGAUCAGACUUGGGAAGAGGAUUCUGCUGUCAUUGACACUCUCCUACUGUGCCAGCCAGACACCGAUUUCGCAGCGCUUGCAGAGAUGAGAUAG
Messenger RNA from Aspergillus clavatus NRRL 1, 1575 nucleotides. Its product is annotated as Zn(II)2Cys6 transcription factor domain-containing protein. Gene Ontology annotation, molecular function: zinc ion binding; DNA-binding transcription activator activity, RNA polymerase II-specific. Gene Ontology annotation, biological process: regulation of transcription by RNA polymerase II. The coding region runs from base 1 to 1575 and encodes 524 amino acids. The transcript has 2 exons. The record is from RefSeq and is a predicted model, not a curated record. NCBI's taxonomy places the organism in Eukaryota, Fungi, Ascomycota, Eurotiomycetes, Eurotiales, Aspergillaceae.